UUAAAGCAUAUAUUGUCUAUGGAAAACUUUAGUUGGGCAUUAUAUCUUUAAUUAAGCUUAGGUAAUGCAGAAGUGACAUUCCAACAGAAUUUUUUGCAUCUAUCAUGCAUUUCCUAGAAGUAUAGGAUUUAUACUUUGUAAGUUUAAAUCAGAAAGAGAAUUAGAAAGUGACUCCAGUGCAGUGGGACGGAUACUGAAGAUGUUAAAUUAUUAUACUUAUAUCUUUUAUUAGAUGUGAUUUGAAUAACCUGAAAAGUAAGUGUCUGAGAGUUUGCCUGGGGGAGUGAGUUCAGAGCAGGAUCCAAGGCAGGGUGUGCACUUAGCAGGAAAGCACCUGAUGCUGCUGUGUUUAACCUGCAGCUUGUAAUGAGCUGCCAAGGGUUAGGCACUGGGAAAAUACUGGCAACAGGAACACUGGAAAAACCUCAGACCUCUUCAGAACUGUGGGAAGCAGCUUUCCUUUAGGAUCUGCUCUUGAAGCAUGGUGUACAUACUAAAGACACUCAACAGCUGGUUCUGGUGGGAGAAUAUCUGGAUGCCCAUCAACUGCACAUGGGCAGAUUUUGUAGACCGUGAUGGGCUUGUCUUUCCCAAACCUCACCAGUUGUAUGCCACAAUCCCAUAUGCUUUUGUAUUGCUGAUCAUCCGAUUCUUCAGUGAAAGAUAUGUUGCCAUACCUCUAGCAAAAGCCUUGGGUAUAAAGAAUGUAAGACGUGUGAAGCCACAGCCUAAUCCUGUGUUAGAGAGUUAUUUCCGGGAGUGCUCAAGACAUCCAUCCCAAUCAGAGAUCAAAGGCCUUGCCAAAAAAUGCAACUGCACCGUCCAUUUGGUGGAGAAAUGGUUCAGGAGGCGGCGAAACCUUGAGAUCCCAACAGUACUCCGGAAAUUCCAGGAAGCUUUCUGGCGAUUUUCAUUCUAUCUGACAUCCUCCAUUGUUGGAUUUAUAUUUCUCUAUGAUAAACCCUGGUUUUACGACAUAUGGCAGACGUGGGUUGGUUAUCCGUUUCAGACCUUGCUGCCAUCCCAGUACUGGUACUACAUGGCCGAGAUCGGGUUUUACUGGUCCCUCAUAUUUACCCUUGGGAUUGACAUCAAGCGGAAGGAUUUUAUGGCUCACGUCGUUCAUCACCUGGCAGCCAUCGGGUUGAUGAGUGGCUCUUGGUGUGGCAAUUACGUGCGGCUUGGAACUCUGGUGAUCUUCGUGCACGACACUGCAGAUUUCUGGCUCGAGGCAGCCAAAAUGUUUAAUUAUGCUCGCUGGGAGAAAACCUGCAACAUGCUGUUUAUCAUCUUUUCUAUCGCAUUCUUCAUCACCAGGAUCAUCCUGUUUCCCUUCUGGAUUCUUCGUGCCACACUAUAUCAGCCUACCUACUACUCCACGACUCCUGUCAUAGCAUAUUUUUUAUUCAAUGGGAUGCUAUUAACCCUCCAAGGCUUGCAUUUAUAUUGGGGUUACUUAAUUUUCAAGAUUUUGAAAAGAUUCGUUUUCCUAAAGGACUUGAAAGACGAUCGGAGUGAUGAAGAGGAGGAAGAUUCUGUUACAGACACUGAAGAGGAGUCCACAAAGAGCGGCAACAAGAACAGCAGUGGGUCAAGCAAACACCUCCUAAGCAGCAGUCACCACUAGCUCUGUCCUGCCCCACCUCCUGCAGUGAUUCCUGCUCUGGUUUUAGCCCAACCUACAGAACAGGAUUUAAGUCAAAAGGCUUGUGAGAGACUGUGAUUGAUUUAUUGUUGGCUACUGGACCUGGAAAAAAGCCCAGUUCAGAGGGGAGGGAGAAAUUGCAUAACAUGACAAAAUGUGUUAAUGACCCACUUUUGGAAUCAUUGCAGAGUGUGUGGAAAGAUGUUUGGACUUGCUGACUGACAGUGCUCCACAAGGGCAAAGCUCAAGAGAGUCAAGUAAUUUAGUGUCCCGUUGAGUCUAAUGUUGUUUUUCAAUCUGAUAUAAGAUAUAUUUCAUCAAACAAUUUAAAUCACAGAUGUUUCGUGGUAGGUAGGUAGUGUGAACUCCAUUAGGAACCAGAAUUACUCAAUGUGGGAAAAAUUUGACAGUGCUGUACAGCGACUGGCAUUUUAUCUUUGCUUUUCAGUUUAAACCCUCAUCAAAAUGGGUAUUUUUCUGAGUUAUAUUUCAUUUCCUGGAGGCCAGGGGAAGCAAACAUGGAGGAAUUCAAAUUACUUGUCUGUGAAAGGUUAGCUUCAGUGAAGAAAUAUAGUCUUUCUCUGAAGUGAUAGCUGAAAUAUUGUGUCAAGGAAGUCACUGUUAAAACAGCAAAACUCAGCCCCAAUUCUCCAUUGAGCUCCAGGCUUCUCAAAUGUCUUUCAGUCAUUUUGGCCCAGUGUUAGAACAGAAGGUGCAGAGAGGAGAGAAGAGGGGAAAUGGAAAUUGAGUCUUUUCACAGGUUCUUGUGCACUUAUCUGUCUUCAAAAGUGCCAAACACCCUCUGCUCCUUGCUCAUCUUCAGACCAGAAAGUUAAAAUCAGAUCUUGUCCACUCCCUUCUCACGACCUUAUCUCACAGCUUUGGAUACUGCCUUCUCUGGAGCAAAGCCACCAAGUUCUGCUUUGUGGUUCUGGAGUGUUCAGUGCAGGUAGUCGGGCACUGGGGAGCACAGGACUGACACAGGAUGUCACACUGUCACUGCUGUGGCUUCAUUUGAUACCAGGAUCUGUAUUUCCAUCUCUGCUCUUUUAUGAAAUGGGGAAUCACAUCAGCUAGACCCAAACUUGGAUGUAUGUGACUUCAGCCACAUGCUGUUGUUUAUUGCUGUAACCAGUGAGCAACAGCUCCUCUUACCCGAAGUGCCUCUAUCCUAAAUUUGCACUUCUGUUCUAACACAAGUGGGGCUGCAGCAGCAUUUUCAGUCCCAGGGCUCUCCAUGGAGAGCCCAGGCCUUGUAAACAGGGCGGUGCCAGUCCCAUUUCCCUCUGCAUUAGCUCACAGGGUCAUAAAGGAUUUGUGUCAUAAGUCUGGGAGGCGAGAGGCUCUGCAUGUGCUUCUACAGUAGCUGAGAUCAUCUGGGGACCUAAAUCCAGUAGCCUGACAGAGGCCAGGGGACCACUCCUAGAGCAGCCUCAGUGCAGAGCGUUCGGCUCAGAACGGCUCCGUUCCCCUCCGGCUGCUCCAGCAGGAAUUGGUGACCUACGGGAAGCGUUGCAGGACUGACUUGUUUUCCCAAGAUUUCCUUGGCAAAGGGGAUGUAAUUCAGUGACUGAAGCAUUGAAAGAAUGGGAAAUGUUUGGGAUCUCAGAUAUUAAGAAACAAGUGGGCUUCAUGCAGUUACAAGAAGCUGUAGGACAGCUUUGUUACAGAGGCUUUUAUUAAUUUUACUUUAAUAAUUUUUUACUUGUUUUUUGGACCAUUUUGGACCUAAAUGUGUAUGUUUUACCACAAAGGGAAUUAAACUGGGGAAGAAGCAUGGCCUACAGCUUCUGAGAAGGAAGGGAGACGUGUGGUGGUGGAAAAAGACCCCUGUCCUGGUGCUUGUAGUUCCUUGGUGCCACUUGAGCUGAGUGGGCAGAACCCUCUCAGCAGCCUUUGGCCACCAAUGCCCCUCCUGCACAGAUGAGAACACCUUAAAUACUGCAGGGGGAGAGUAUGGGGAGUGUAAGCACUGAUGGCAACAUGUAAAGCAACUGGAGAGUUUGGCAGAGGCACAGUUCUUAUCGGGGCUCUUUUAUUGCCUGCAUGAAAAACACUUUCCUAACAAAACGUGGAAAUCCGGCGUCUUGGAGGAUUUGCACUCCCUUGGGAGAGACAGCAGUGCUUUCUUCAAGAUGUAACGGGGUUUUGGGAGGUGGCCAGGGUAUUAUCAUAUGAUUUUGGUGCCAGAAGCUUUCUUCCUAUGACUAGGAAAGGAAUUUAGUAAAGGAAACAAAGAAUGUUGUCGUCACAGGAAUGAGCCUCUGAACAACUACUGAUUUUUAAACUGGAAUUUAUAGUCUCCUUGAGGCCAAAACUUGCCUUUCCUACUCAGGACAAAUCUCCCACUGAAGCCAAUUAAUUCUAUUGGAGCCUUGCCUAGGAAAAAUUUUGGAUUGCAGUUAUCCAACCUAAUUGCAAGAACUUUUGUUCUAAGUAGAUGUGAAACUGAGAUCUUAAGGGAAGAACAAAAGGUGGAUAAAUACACUCAGAUAUAAAACUUUGAGGCAAAUUCUGGGUGAGUACAGAAGAAUAUGGAAGAAAAUAACAUCCUGAAGGUGAAGAUUGAGUCUGGGCAAGGAAAUAACAUUGCAGUGGGAGGGGGGUGGAAGGCAGACAGGCCAUGGAGGGCCCUUCCCAGGGAUUACUGCCACAGGCGACUGAGGUGAUCAGACCUAAAGUUUCUGAAUGUAAACUACUAGGUCCUGGUAAUAAAUACCCACAGCACAGAAAGAAGUGGGAAUGGGCUGUCACAGUGUCCCCUGUUAACAUCAGAUUGGUCAUUCCUGGAGUUAUGUGCAUUUAAUUUCCCCUUUUUUACUGAUUGAAACUCAGAAACAAGAAGCUGAGGUCAAUGGGGCACAAUUUCUGCUAAAGGAAUUUAUGUCACGGUGCUUCAAGAUUUUCAGUCUAUUCAAUGCAAUGCAAUGAAGAUUCAACAUUUUUAUAAUCUUCUUGUGCAGAGUCUCAAAGUGCAGGUGCAGAACAACUGUAGGUGUGUAUGGGAGCACAGACAGACUCUGACAUUUUCUUUUUACCAUUUCACAAAGUGUGUCCUAGUUCAAUGAAUAGACACUGCAUCUGGCUUUGCUGUGUUGCUUUGACCAUGCCAAAAUAUUUCUGAUAGAGCUAUAGACUGAAAAUCAAAUCUUAGUCCAUAAGACUCAGGGGAAACUUCUGUUUUGUUUGAUUUCUCUGGAUUUAGUUCAGGUAUUCCUGUCUGUGUGAACUCUGCUUCCUCUGUACUUGUGUCAGAUUUACCAGCCUGCUCUGGACGGGGUUCACAGAUCUCCUUCACUCCACAAAACUCAUUUUGUCAAUUCAUGUUAUUUGGUAUAAUUAUCUUUUUUUUUGUUCUUUAUGCCACUGACUUUGGUCAGUUGAAAU
Poecile atricapillus (Black-capped chickadee) is the source of this 5032-nucleotide messenger RNA. It is a transcript of the gene CERS3, whose product is annotated as ceramide synthase 3. Gene Ontology annotation, cellular component: membrane. Gene Ontology annotation, molecular function: DNA binding; sphingosine N-acyltransferase activity. Gene Ontology annotation, biological process: ceramide biosynthetic process. The record is from RefSeq and is a predicted model, not a curated record. The transcript is spliced from 11 exons. The coding region runs from base 482 to 1627 and encodes 381 amino acids. NCBI's taxonomy places the organism in Eukaryota, Metazoa, Chordata, Aves, Passeriformes, Paridae.